GUGUUCAGAAGAGAGGUGUUGGGAUGAACACUUUGGGAGCUUUUUCACAAUAGGAGCGGAGUACUUUGCCAACAAUUCAUUAUGAACGGGUCCAAAUAUGGUUAUUUGAUUCAAGGAGUCUUCCUACUAUCAACGCUAUUGGAUGUAUCUACCAUGCAAUGCUACCAAUGCAAAUCAGAGCAACUGGUGGACGGAACCUGGACAAACAUGGACUGCUUUCUGGACCCCAAGGGACCAACAGACUGUCCACCUGAGAGUAAGUUGUGUGUCAUCUAUACAGCAGGCAAAACAAAAAAUGAGCCUUACGAGUUUGGUCGCAGCUGCAUAGCGGGGUUUGUCCAUCCGAUCUGUUAUCUCCAAACAUGGUUACCAGAGUUUCAGCUGGAAGAGAGGUGCUUCCCACAGGUCUGUAAGAUUGAUGGAUGCAACAAUAAACAUCCACCAGGAUAUUAUGAGAAGUGAUAGGAGACAGGCAAUAAUUGUGCAUGUCCAACGUACAUGUCGACUGUGACUGAAUAAUCUAGAGAAAACGUUGGAUAUGAGACAGUGCAGAAUAUAUGAAGGACUUUUUCCGCAGGAUUUUCGUUUUGUAAUAUUACAAUUUUGUUACUUACAACAACGAAAGAUGGUAUACAAGUAUUUCAUUAUUGUGUUGGAUUACACAUAAAAAGGACCGACAAAAUAACAAUACGACAUAUCGGGAAGGCCACCAAAGCGGGCAGAUACACUACCUUUACUCUAUGGAUCAUUGCCACAUUCUGUGAACAAUCUGAUAUCCAUAGUUCAAAUGCAUUGUGAAAACAACGGCAGUUUUAGAUGCCAGAUAUAAGGUCGUUUCGGAAGACAUCCGAUUACAUUGACAGCGAAUGCAAUGCUUGUCUGUCUUAGCCAGAUGGGGCUGCCUCACGUACGAGCUUGUUCAUCCACAGUCUAAUACCUUGUUAAGGAGGUAACCCGAAUUUAAAUUUAAGAGAGACGAAUGGCCACCAUAGACACAAAACAUUAGAUCGUCCCAAUUUGCUUUUGCCGCAACAUUUUGUUUACUUGCGAUUUUGUAAGUGCGGCACAUUUAAGGGUUUUUGUGGCCCAUCCGAUGUUUGUCUGGUGCUAAAAAUUCACGUUUUUCACACAAAUCAAAUGCAGUGCAUUCUCUAAACUACGUGUGGACUAGUCAUCUUUGCUUCUUCAUGGUUGGCUUCGGUGAAAUAAGGACUCCGUCAAUGGCAAGCGGAGUGUCCAGUUAUUCAAAUAACCUAUAUUUCUUCAAUAAAACUUGGUUUUAUAGCUGAAAUAAUUUUUUUUUAAACAAUCUAUAUUUUCUCCUAAUAAGUCAAGUUUUAUUGAAUAAAUGGACAUUUCGGUGCGAAAACUUACAUUUCAGGUGAUAAAAUAUAGGUAAUGUGUUGACAAACCAGUAUUUUUAUCAUAAAAUAUAGGUUUAUGGAGAAAAAACCUAACUUUAUGAGGAAAGAAUAUUGUUUUUUAAGGAUAAACUUAUAUUUUUUCAAACAACCUGGUUUAUUAGGAGAAAAUAUAGGUUGUUUAAAAAACCUAUAUUUCUUUCAAAUAAACUUAGUUUAUCAGCCAUAAAAACCAAGUUUUAGUGAAGAAAUAUAGGUUGUUUGAAUAACAGGACACUCCGCUUGCCAUAAUAUCAGUCGCGGUGAAAAGCUCAAAUAACUUAUAAAUCGUCAGAAGGGAAAUCGAUUGACGAUGAAAAAUGUUUGAUUGGUUGGACAUAAUGAAAAGUAUGGAGGUUAUGAUAACAGGGCAAAGACAAGCAAAAAAAACGCUGAAGGCGUUCUAAAGCUUUUGCAACAGAAUAUUGAUUCUUUUCACAUCAAUAGCUGCACUCAAAAGUGCACCUUCAUGCUGCGACUGCUGUCGGACGGACUCAACACGAAUGUACGAAAAAACAACACAGGGAUUUUAUAAUCUGUAAAAAAAUGGUUACUUCAUUUAAAUAUCUGCUUAUCCUGAAUGUUAGCAUAUUCUUAAAAGUCGACUCUUAAUACAUUGUACCAAAGCGGACACGCGAACAUCUAUUUUAUAUCAUUGUAUACUAGGAAGUCCAUUUGCAAAUGUUUUGUCCGCAUCUUUUUGAGCCCUUGAUCGCGAACUACUUGUUUGGUUUCUUUUUACCCUUUGAUGCUUUUACGUCUCACUUAUGUGAGGCUACUCCAAGAGGUUCUCGAACGCAUGAGUGAUUUCGUCAAUUUUUCCACAACAAAAAAACAGUUUUGUAAACGCUUCUGCCCAAAGAUUGAAGAGCCAUGUCCUGAGGUUAGUGCACGAUGAUAGUAAAUUUGCACGUUCCUCACAUUUGUUACUACAGAUGGCUCUGCUUGUUGAUCAGGGUUUGCUCCACACACAUGUGAGGCAUAUGCGUUACAGGGGUGUCAAGUUGAAUGCAUGAAAGGGUUAAGUUUAGUUUCUAUUGAUACUGGCGUUGCGACCAAACAGGGUAUUUUGAAUUCAGCGUUGUCAGUAAAGGAAUAUCUUUAAAAUCUUUAGCGAAGCUCUUAUUAUGCAUAGUGGUCAUUUUCGAUUGGGCCCCCCUGGAUAACCCAUAUUUUGUAUUUCUCAUUCAUAUACAUGUCACAUGAGUAAAUUGACACAAUAAUUUAAUCACAGGAACAUUGCAUCCAGAUUGGUCGAAGAAUAAACCGUACAGAGCUGAAAAUUUCCGAAUUGAAUGCACCUCGUCAAUGUACACAAAUGCAUACAAAACAACUUUAUUUCGUAUGCCAUGGUCAAUAAAGAGAGGUGUUUGUCAUCGGAAACAAGGAUCAAUAAAAACCAAACAUAUCCUAGCAGUAGUUUGUGCUAUCGACCCAGAGCCCAAAAUUUAAUGAAAGUGACAGAAUAUUUAACUGUGGGCCAAUGGGAACAGUUAGGACAGUCAUGACAGGAGUAAUAUGGUCAUGCUUUCUACUUCAAUCUACUUAUUGCAGGCUGCUCGGCUCUGGAUCUGUUGAGGUGUAGCAUUGGUCUUAUCAUGGAGACAAUUGGCAGUGGUAUCGAGCAGAAGACGUAGGAUUGAUCAGGUUGAUAAGACAAUGCUCGUUUGAUCAAUGAACUUUCAUAUGUGGCCAGUAUUGUAGAGGGGGUCAUCUCUACAUCAUAUUACCCAGGUUCUUUGUUUACCACAUACGAGUAACUCGACAUGGCUGAAAGACGCAGAUCUAUGUUAAUGAGCAAAGUCCCGCUCCGUCUUAAAGGAGUGACGAUAUUUGCUGUGACAAGU
This is a messenger RNA of Lineus longissimus, 3247 nucleotides long. RefSeq lists its product as uncharacterized. Bases 82 to 462 code for a protein of 126 amino acids. NCBI's taxonomy places the organism in Eukaryota, Metazoa, Nemertea, Pilidiophora, Heteronemertea, Lineidae. The record is from RefSeq and is a predicted model, not a curated record. The transcript is spliced from 3 exons.